AGUACUUAGCUUUCAAAUUUUGCUUAAGAGUAUGGCAAGACCAUUCCUCUCUUUACGGUCAAUUCCUUAAAGGAAGGGACUUUUUCUGUUAUCACCAAAAACCCUCUUUAUAUCUAUCCUCUGCCCUAAAACCCAUUUCAUAGUUCUUGUUAUAGUUCUGAGUUUUGCAUGUUUUUCUUCUCCUUCUACGCUGUUUGAGUGUUGAGAGAGACGAAGGAGAGAAGAGAGAUGGUGGGUUAUGAGGAUUUUGCAUUUAGAGCAGAAGAGCUUUCUCUUGUUCAUCCGGAUCCUCUUGUCUUGGAGUUCAAUCGGUUGCAGAACCAACUCAAAGAAAAAGACAGGGAGCUAUCAGCUUCUCAGGCUGAAAUCAAGGCUUUAAAGGCCAGAGAAGUGCUGAAGGACAAGGCUGUAGAAGAGCUUAGAAAUGAAGUUAAUAAGUUGGAUGAGAAACAUAGACUUGUAGAAAAUCUUCUUGAGCAAAAGAAUCUUGAAAUCAAGAGACUAAACAAUGAGAAAAAAGAUGCAUUGGCUGCACAGUAUGCUGCAGAGGCAACUCUUAGAAGGGUGCAUGCGAACCAAAGGGAUGAUGAUCCAGUGCCUAUUGACUCUUUGAUUGCUCCUCUAGAAGCAGACAUUAAAAUGUAUAGAAAUGAGAUUGCAGUGCUUCAAGAGGACAAAAAGGCAUUGGAACGUCUCACUAAGUCAAAAGAAUUAGCUCUUCUUGAAGCUGAAAGAAUAUUGCGAAGCGCUUUGGAGAGAGCUCUGAUAGUUGAGGAGGUUCAGAAUCAGAACUUUGAGCUGAAGAGACAGAUCGAGAUAUCUCAGGAGGAGAAUAGGAUUCUUGAAAAAACUAAUCGCCAGAAGGUCUUAGAGGUUGAAAAGCUCAGUGAAACCAUUCAAGAACUUGAAGAGGCUAUUUUGGCUGGCGGGGUUGCAGCAAAUGCCAUUCGUGAUUACAGGCGACAGAUUUCUGAACUAAAUGAUGAAAAGAGGACCUUAGAGAGAGAGCUAGCCAGAGUUAAAGUUUCAGCAAACCGAGUAGCAACCGUUGUGGCUAAUGAGUGGAAGGAUGAAAAUGACAAAGUAAUGCCAGUCAAACAAUGGCUGGAAGAGAGAAGGCUGCUUCAGUCAGAGAUGCAACGGUUGAAACACAAGCUAGCAAUAUCAGAGAGAACAGCUAAGGCAGAAGCCCAACUGAAGGAUAAACUGAAGUUGCGGCUGAAGACAUUGGAAGAAGGCUUAAAACAUUUAUCAAGUUUCUCUAUUGAUCCUAAUUCGGUUAGUUGUUCCCCUAAAAGAGAAAAAUCUAGUAAUAUUUUAGGGUUCUUCACAAGCCCAACUGGACCGAGGAAGAGGUCUACUUCUCAGCCAAGGGCUUCAAGCAUCAGAAGAGGCUCCCCUUUGCAGCCGCCAAAGAUGGAAAAUGAAACAGCUAAUGAUGCUGGAGAUUUAGGCCUCAAGAAGAAAUAUGCUGGGGAAAAUAUGCCAAUGAGAAAAAACAUGUGGGUAUCCAGAAAUAAAGUUGUUGAUAGCAGUGGAAAGGAGAACACAGAAUUGAAGACAAACACAGAUGCCAAUGUUUGCAAGGAUGGUGAUGCAGAUCUGGCAGUCUCAGCAGAAAUCAAAAAUAGAAGUAACGCCAAUGACGGGUUGCAGAAUAGGGGAAAUAUCAGUCCCAAUUCAGAAGAUGUUGUCUCAGGGUUUCUGUAUGAUAGACUUCAAAAAGAAGUCGUCAAUCUAAGGAAGGCUUGUGAGGUUAAAGAAAGUAAUUUGAGUGCCAAAGAUGAAGAAAUCAAGAUGCUCAUGAAGAAGGUGGAUGCACUAACAAAAGCUAUUGAAAUAGAGUCUAAAAGGAUGAAGAGAGAAGCAACAUCAAGAGAAAAGGAAGCUGGACCAACUAAAGUGAACAACCACCAAAGGACCAAAGAUACAAGCUCCAAAAGCAUUGCACAGAAAUCAUCUUGAAGAUUCCUCAGUCGGAUGGAGUUGAUGAGGUCGUGAACUUCAGUUGAUUACUUUUUAAAAAAUGGAUUUCAGUUGAUUGUGUAUCUGUCUUCGGAUUUUUUUUCCCUUGUAAAUAUGACUUGUUUCUCUGGUAGUAGAUAAUCAAUAAAGUUCUUAUGCAAAAGAAACUGAGUUGCUCUAGGGUGAUGUUUGGACUGUCUGACACAUUUGAAUAUGUUUUGUGAUUUGUAUCUAAAAUCAUAAUAGUCAAUUCAAUUCAAAUUAUGAA
Carica papaya (papaya) is the source of this 2233-nucleotide messenger RNA. RefSeq names its product microtubule-associated proteins 70-5 (gene MAP70-5). Gene Ontology annotation, biological process: cytoskeleton organization. Gene Ontology annotation, molecular function: microtubule binding. The record is from RefSeq and is a predicted model, not a curated record. Lineage: Eukaryota; Viridiplantae; Streptophyta; Magnoliopsida; Brassicales; Caricaceae.